Ostreobium quekettii is the source of this 771-nucleotide messenger RNA. Lineage: Eukaryota; Viridiplantae; Chlorophyta; Ulvophyceae; Bryopsidales; Ostreobiaceae. The record is from the annotation of a GenBank genome assembly.
AUGGGGUUGGCAGAUUCAAGCUGUGAAUCCAUAUGCGUCUGGGAGUUACUGGGAAAGUCAAUCACCCAGCACGGUUCUGGACAGCUUCACACAAGCCGAGUCUCUUUGUCUCCCUUACCAAAACUACCAAAAACUCAGGACAACACUCAAAACAGGGUGGCAAACCAUGACACGGAGCUUGAGGCCUCUGCUUGGCUGCGAGCAGUUUCGUUUUAUGUGCAUCCAGAGGAGAGAAAGUUUUCAGGGCAGUUACAAAGGCUUGUGAAAGCCCAGGAAGAGUUUCAGCUCCUCAAAGAACGCAAUGUGCAGAGGGAGUUUGGUGUGGGCCAGGACAUUGGCAUCUGCCUGGUGGCAGUCUUGGCAGAGGAUGGGGCACAUGGUGAAGACACCAAGCUACUCAUCGAUGAUGGUCGUAUGGUGGUGCUGGGGACGUUGGAUGUUGUUGUGGCCAGAGCAUUGCAAGGGCAAGCUUUGAUUGGCAAUGCUCACUCCGCGGCGUACCUUGCCAACGUCUGCGUCAGCAGCAGUGCAAGGAGGAGAGGGGUUGGACAGAAGCUGGUCGACGAAGCGGUGCAAAUUGCGCAAAAGGAAGGUGUUGACUGCGUUUAUGUGCACAUUUACGCCUCGAACACUAUUGGGAGACGCUUCUACGAGAGUUGCGGAUUUGUUGUCGAGCAGGAGGAAGACUUGAAUAUGGCGCGCCGCAGGGGCCAAAAUAUGGACGGGCAACCAGGCUCUGGGAGGACUGUUUUGAUGAAGUUUGUCCUCUGA